Messenger RNA from Hansenula ciferrii, 1731 nucleotides. It is a transcript of the gene VBA2, whose product is annotated as Vba2p. The coding region runs from base 1 to 1731 and encodes 576 amino acids. The transcript has a single exon. Gene Ontology annotation, molecular function: basic amino acid transmembrane transporter activity. Gene Ontology annotation, biological process: transmembrane transport; basic amino acid transport. Lineage: Eukaryota; Fungi; Ascomycota; Saccharomycetes; Phaffomycetales; Wickerhamomycetaceae. The record is from RefSeq and is a predicted model, not a curated record. Gene Ontology annotation, cellular component: fungal-type vacuole membrane.
AUGUCUUAUAAGAGCAGGAAAUUAUCAACCACAGAAUCAGUGUUGUUAUUAGCAAGUGAAGAUUUCAGAGAUUUACAAAAUAAUCAAAUCGAUAAUAGAUCAUUGAAUCAAGAUGAUGAUUUAGAAUCAGGUCAUUUAACUAAUGAUAUAAACGCAUAUAGAAAUUAUCAGACAAUUGAAGACCCAAUACAAGAGGAAACAAAUCAAGAUAUCACAGAUGAAGAAUCAAUAUCGAUUUUUCAAAUUAAAAACCUUUAUCAAAUUGAAGUUUCAUUGUUGUUAAAUGUUUUAUUGGCAGCUUUUGAUGGUACAAUUACUGCCUCAACCUAUACAAUCAUUGGUAGUGAAUUCAAUGCUGUAAAUUUGGGAUCUUGGAUAACCACCUCUUACUUGAUUACUUCAACUUCAUUUCAACCUCUUUAUGGUGCUUUUUCAGAUGUUUUCGGCAGAAGAGUUUGUUACUUCUUUGCAACAGCUGUUUUCGCUAUAGGUUGUAUUGGAUGUUCAUUAUCUUCAAAUAUUUUCCAACUCUUUGCUGCUCGUGCACUAACAGGCUGUGGUGGGGGUGGUCUCAUAACUUUAGCCACUGUUAUAAACUCUGAUAUUAUUCCAAGUGCUAAAAGAGGUUUAUUUCAAGGUUUUCAAAAUAUAUUGAUUGGUAUCGGUAGUGUUCUUGGAGCAGCACUAGGAGGGCUACUAUCUGAACAAAUUGGUUGGAGAUAUUGUUUUGCGAUCCAAGUUCCAAUAAGUAUAACUGGUUUAAUAUUUGGUUUUUUCUACAUUGAAAAUCAACUAGAAUUUGAUGAAUCUAAAGGUAUUAAAGAUAUUGACAUUGAAGGGUCACUUCUGCUAGUUACCGGUUUAACUGCACAACUACUAGCUUUGAACACUUCAUCAUAUACAUUAACCUUGUUUUCAUUUAUAAUCCUGUUAUCAUUUAUUAAGAUUGAAUUCAAUACCAACAAGAUACCAAUCAUCCCUUUCAAAAAAAUUCAUGGUGCAGCAAAUUAUUUAGUUUUAUUCAUUUCAAUUUUGACAGGUUUUGCAAACUUUGCGUACAUUUUCAUUUUACCUCUUUUAUUUCAAAUUGUUUUGAAUGAUUCACCUUCUACAGCUGGAUUGAGAUUAGGUAUUCCUUCAUUAUUCACUAGUGUGGGUUCAUUAAUAACUGCUUACUUUAUGAACGAAAAUGUUAAUAAUUUAAUAUAUUUAGUCCAUGCUGGUGUGUUAUUACUAACGUUUGGUAAUCUAUUGGCUUUUUUCAUUUCAAUUAAAAUUCCUGAAAAAUUGAUUAAUUUUUUGUUAAUACCUGCAAAUGCUGGCUUAGGAAUGUCAAAUCCAGCAUUAUUAUUCUCAUUCAUUUUACAAUUUCCAAAAGCCUUACAGGCAAGUUCAACCUCAACUUUAUAUUUAUUCAGAUCUAUAGGUCAAGUUUGGGGUGUUGCAACAAUUUCAAUAAUUAUUCAAUGGUUUUUGAAAUUCAAUUUGAUCAAGAACUUCAAAGAUAGUGAUUUGGGGGAAGACAAAAUUAACUCAAUAAUUUUUAAAGUCACAAGAUCAAUUAGUUAUAUUAAAACUUUACCUGAAGAUAUUCAGUCAACAGUAAAGAAAUCUUAUGAAACCUCAAUAAGAAAUGCACAAUUAAUAGCCACUCUAAUAUGUGUUUUAUGCUUUUUACUUUGUGUGUUUAGAGAUUAUUUACUCUCAAAAGAUAAAAAGGUAGGGAAGUGA